This is a messenger RNA of Geodia barretti, 973 nucleotides long. NCBI's taxonomy places the organism in Eukaryota, Metazoa, Porifera, Demospongiae, Tetractinellida, Geodiidae. The record is from the annotation of a GenBank genome assembly.
AUAACGUUGAGGGUCGAAAAGGUCAGCCACCAGGUGGCCAGCAUGGCGUCCCUAGACGAUUUCUUCGCUAAGAAGGACAAACGGAAAAAGGGGAAGUCGAAGCAGAAUUUUGUAACAAGCGAGUUGCUCGCUAAGACUAUAGAGGUGCGUGUGUGUUUGUCCUAUCAGGAGCAGUCAGCAGCCCCGAACACGUCAGCCGAGGCAGAGAACAAGGCCAAGAUUGACCUCCCUGCAGCACCCACUCAGGAAGAUGAGUGGAAGGAAGAGGAGGAGGUAGUGAAAGAUUUUGAAGGCUUGCGAGUCCAGAAACUGGACAAAGAAGAAGGUGAAGUGGUAGAGAGGGUGCAGGUGGUUACAGAGUUUGAGGAGAAUUUUGUGGAGGGAGAGGGUGUGGUGAAGGAGGCCUCUCCCUGGCAACCCGUCACCACGCCUCAACCACCAGAUGCUCUGUUGGAGGAAGCUCCCCAACCAGAACCAGAACCUGAAAAACUGGCUGAAAAACUUCCCAACGUUCAGAAAGACGUCUAUGUGCCUCCGGGGGCACGUGGAGGAGGAGGGGGAGGGGGGAGGGAGGGAGGGACAUACGUCCCGCCCCACAUGAAGAGGGCGGCGGCCGGAGGAGGCGGGGCCUACGUUCCUCCUGGGAUGAGACGAAGUGGGAUGGGAGGGGCGAGGGGUAACAGAGCCCCUCCCGAUCUCAAGAGCAACGUGGCCUUUCCCAGUCUUCACGACAUGGCCAAGAAAGGGGAGGGAAGACGCUCCGUACUAAAUCAGUUAAUGUAUCCGGUGGUGCACUCGCACAGUUCAACGGAGAAAGGAGAGGAUUUCAAGGAAGCUCAGGGACCAAAGACAUCUCGUGCAUCAGACGCCAACUAUCGAGUGCCUGGCCUCGAACUCACCAACAAGUUCAGUGGCUUAGAAGAUGACUGACUUCACCAACUGCCCAUUAAUACCUUUAUCUGCAUAUUAUUAU